Messenger RNA from Gongylonema pulchrum, 681 nucleotides. Lineage: Eukaryota; Metazoa; Nematoda; Chromadorea; Rhabditida; Gongylonematidae. The record is from the annotation of a GenBank genome assembly.
AUGUUGCAGAUGAAUUACGUAUUUGAUGGGGUCCUGAAGCAGUAUGGAUUAACGAAAGCUUGGGUGAUACUAUUGGAGGAGGAUCAUUAUGUUUCUCCAGACUUCCUGCAUGUGAUGCGCUUAAUUGUUAAUAAUAAACUAGAAUACUGCGCAGAAUGUCAAGUAAUUAGUCUUGGCUUAUACCUGAAGCGGUAUAACAAUUUUGCGGAAAAUUUGGAUCGACUGGGCAUCCAUCCGUGGUUCAGCUCAAAGCACAACAUGGGCAUGGCCAUCAAUAGCAGCACUUGGGCACUGAUCAAAAACUGCACCAAAGUGCUUAGCACAAAAUGUUUGCCGACAAGGUUACGAGUGAUUGUGGUUAAGGCGCCGCGUGUGUUACAUGUCGGUGAUUGCGGCGUACAUACACAUCGUUGUGCCGCUCGCGAAUUGUUCGAGAAUGUAGCCGAUUCGUUGUUCCCUGAGAAAAUGAAAGUUGUGGAACGUAUGACACGAACGAUGAAGCCCUCGAAGGAGAACGGUGGUUGGGGCGAUACGCGCGAUCACGAGCUCUGCCUUAACAACUCACAUGUGCCUGAUCUUGCCGCAUAUGACUUCUAUUUGCGCAGUUCGGCUGGCGCGUUAAACAACAAUAACAGUAUUGCCAGCAGAAACGUUAGUCACUCAGUUAUAGUCCGAUUGUGA